Molecule: messenger RNA, 1524 nt
Organism: Chironomus riparius
Lineage: Eukaryota; Metazoa; Arthropoda; Insecta; Diptera; Chironomidae
Source: the annotation of a GenBank genome assembly
AUGAAGCACGUUACAAUAAAUUUCGUACUACUCUUAUUAUUCUUCAUCAGCACCAUCAAUCAAGUCCAAUGUAUCUGCGUCUUAGAAUCAGACUUUGGAUUUGCCCUUAAUUGUAAUUUUAAAAAUGCUGGAAUGUUUCGUAUAAGAAACUUGGGCGGUCUUAAAGCUCAUAUUGGCUUAGGUUUCAGUCUUGGUGAUGAACUCGGAUUCCCAGAAUCGCUAGGAAAUGUUGAAGGAAGCAAGAAGCGAUCAUUGGAUGUUCGCACUAUGGGAAAGGGAAAUUCAAUCGGUUACAUGCCAGAAAAAAUGCCGCAAAUUGGAGUACAGUACAACCAGCCGAUGCGUCAAAUUGCAACAGUAGCACCAGAUCGCAUGACACCUUAUCGUGGAUUUUCUAGACCACUAAUGGCAGUACCUCAAAUACCUCAAGCUUUCAAAAAACCACAAUUAAUGACUGAAGCACUGACUCUUCCAUUAGGCGUCCCUCGUUUUAAGAAACUACCUCAAGAUCCCAAAAAAGCUAGUGAAAAUAUCAUGUAUAUUACUCCAACGCAGCAGCCAACAACAAGCAACAUAAUUCGCUCAGUAGCAAAUGCAUAUCCCUCAAAGUCAUUUGAACAAACAGCAUCAAGCAACGUGAAUGUUGUGAGCGUUAUACCAAGUUUUCAAGCACUUCCAUUGUCAACAUCAAAUAAGUUUGAAUCUCUUACCAAAGUUGAGACAUCUCCACCUGAAGAAGAUUUACCAAAUGUUGACUUGAAAGGUCAUACAAUUGAGGAAUUAGCCGUAGUUGCUAAUGUUAGUGUUGAGACUAUUAAAUCUGCCAUAAAAUUGCGUCAACAACAAAUGCUUGUGGAGAAGAAAAUUCAACAAUCUGCUGCAGAUAAGAAGAAAAUUUUGGAACCGUUGACCAUGCAAACAACUUUACAAUCAACGACCGUCGAAAAGACAACGCAAAGAAGUACCACUCAAUCAUCAAAAACGACAAUCAAUUUUAUUAGAAGCACAUCAGCUUAUAUUCCAAAGAAGAAAGUCAAGAAACAUCCUCUACAAGGAAGUCAUAAGGUGAUGAAUGCACCAAAAGAGUACUAUCCAUCGGGCUAUGAUAAAAAUUAUGAUGAUAAUUUCAAAUCGAAGGUUGACUUACCAGCCACUUCCUUCCAUUGCGGAGAUCAGAAACACUUUCCUGGAUUAUAUGGUGAUGAGGAACUAGGAUGCAUGGUGUUCCACGUAUGUGCAUUAACAGACGAUGGUCUUAUUAUGAAGUCAUUUUUAUGUCCGGAAAGUACACUUUUUGAUCAGACUAUAUUGAAAUGUAAUUGGUGGUUCUAUACUGACUGUAAAAGUAGCCAAACACUCUACGACUCAAACUUGCCUGUAUCAAAAAGCUAUCAAUUGAUGAAAUCCCUUUCAUUUUUCUCGAAAAAUUACAAAACGCCAUCUAAUGAAACAGUAGAGAUUGUCAAUGAUAGCCUUAAAACUGAUGAUAAUGUAUUGAUUGUAACACCUCUCGACCAGCAAUAA